This is a messenger RNA of Verticillium nonalfalfae, 2829 nucleotides long. RefSeq lists its product as uncharacterized. Lineage: Eukaryota; Fungi; Ascomycota; Sordariomycetes; Glomerellales; Plectosphaerellaceae. The coding region runs from base 1 to 2829 and encodes 942 amino acids. The record is from RefSeq and is a predicted model, not a curated record. The transcript is spliced from 4 exons.
AUGCACCUACCGGUCGUUUCCUUGCUCUUCGCCGCCCUCUGCACGUCUCUCUUCUUCACCAAGCUGAUUCUGCUUCUCAUCCACGCGCCUACCAUCCCCGUGGCUUCGACCCUCUUCUACCUGCCGACCUUUUUUCUGCCCGACUUUCUCGUCAUAUGCGUCGCCAGAUUGGCUCUUCGUCGGGAAAAGGGCCCUCUCCGCCCCGCUUGUCGGGGCGUCGUGGUGGUUGGAGCCGCAUCAUCCACCCUAGGUUUCUUCUAUGAGACAGGCAGCGAGCUCGAAUGGCACUCGGCCGCCACCUUCGCAUUCGAGAAGGAAGCCAGAGAUGUCUUGCUCAGCGGUCUGCUGCCUGUCACGGCAUCCGCCCUGUUCAUUCUCUCCGUUGCGUGGUUCACCCACCAAAUCCUUUACAAAGCCGCCGGGGACUUCCUGAUUGAAGCUGGCUACUGUGUGGUUUACGCCUGCAAGCAAUUUCUGAAAUCACGCCAGGUCCAGGAUGUCGAAAAAGACGCCGAAUCUAGCCGCAGUAUGUUGCACAAUGGCGACGGCGAGGACAACAACGGACAGCAACCCAAAGCGCCCGCCGACAUUGAUAGCGACGACAGCGACGAUUGGGGCAACCCUCCCGAACUACGAGAAACCAAGUCUUCCCGAUCCCGCUCGAGAUCCCGUUCUCCCCAAUCGCCAUCCCGACCUUCACGCGUGCCUUCGUGGAGGCUCAAGGCUGCAGCACUAGGCUUUUUCGCCUUCGCCAUGAUCUUACGACCGCACAAGCCCUUCGACCACAUGUCUGUCACGCUCCCCGUCGCCAUGCUCGAUAUGUUUUCUUUCGGCGGCCCCCCUCGGCACAGCUGCAUGGGGGCUGGACAUCAUGGCCUGAACGACUGGCCCUUACCCGAGUUGACGGAGAAGUCUCGGUGGAAGAUGCCCAAGGGGAACUUCAAGGGCUGGGCACCAGGUGAUAACAGCCCCAUGGCCGAUGCUUACCAGCACCGAGUCGUUGACUGGGUCAUCGAGUCGAUGCCACGCGGUUUCCUUCGAUGGGACCGCGCAAGGUGGAGGGAUCACGGCCCACCACAUCCUCACGCUCACGAUCAUGGCCCGCCCGGCCAUGGCCCACCCGGGCACCCUCCGCCUCCUCCGCCGCCCCCUCAUGGAGGGCCCCGUGGAGAAGGGCCACCCGGGCCACCCGGGCAUCAUCCUCCCCCACCUCCGCCUCCCGGAUGCCCGCCUCCAGAUAUCCAGCAGUCAUUCUACAACCCUGUAGAUGAUCCCCUACGCAUCACGAACCUUAACGACGACAUCCUUAAGCCGUUGAAAGACAGCCUCGACAAAGACGAAGUCAAGAUCAAACAUGUGGUCUUUAUUCUCAUGGAGAGUUUGCGCUCUGAGGUCUUUCCCAUUCGACCGAACACCAGCUUCCACGACAUGAUUGUGGAAGCUAACGAGGAGGAGAUGAGGGAGGAGAUCAAACUUCGACUGGCCCAGAUGACUCCCAACAUCGCAAAGAUUACAGGAUACACGGCAGACUUCGAAGGGGUUGAAACACCACCAGUGUCCUGGGCAGGGCCGUCCCAGCCUGGUUACGGAGGUAUCAACGUGCUUGGUGCGCUGACAAGCAGCACCAUGUCCACGAAGAGCUACUCAGCCAAUCUGUGUGGCACGUGGCCCAUGGCUGUGGAAACGUUUGACGAGGCCGACACCGACGCCUAUCAACCGUGUCUCCCCCAGAUCCUUGAUCUCUUCAACCGAGACAAAGACGGCAGUGGCAAUCCCGACCCUGCAAGCGAUUUCCGCCAGCAAAAGUGGCGUCCCGCACUGUUCGAGGCAAUGACGGAGACUUUUGACAGGCAGGACAAGUUUGACAAGAAGAUUGGGUUCCAACAUAUUGUGGCCGAGAAACAACUCAAGGCAGACAAGUCGCGGUACAAGCCUCUCGAGCCACUUUACGAAAAGGUCAACUACUUUGGCUUUGCCGAACCCGUCCUCGUCCCCUACCUGAAGGACUAUAUCAACGAGACAGCGGCGAAUAACGAGCGCAUGUUCAUGAUGCACUUUACCAGCUCGACCCACCAUCCCUGGGUCACUCCGAAAGCGUGGGACACGACCGAUUAUUUCGAAAGCAAGGGCAUCAAACACCGGGAUCUGAACAAGUUCCUCCAGACCAUCAACUACCACGAUGCUUGGAUGGGCAAUUUAAUGCAGCUUUUUGAGGAGACGGGAAUCGCCAAUGAAACUCUUGUCGUGUUUGCAGGCGACCACGGCCAGGCCUUCAAGGAGGACUGCAAGAAGCAGGGUACCUUUGAGAACGGCCACAUCAGCAACUUCCGCAUCCCCAUCGUCUUCUCCCAUCCCCACCUACCCAGGAUAGAGUACGAGGCGAACGCGACUUCCCUGUCCAUCCUCCCUACGAUCUUGGACCUUCUUAUCAAUACUGGAUCUCUCAACAAACAUGAUAGCAGCGUCGCAUCUGACCUCGUGCACGAUUAUGAGGGCCAGUCUCUCAUUCGACCGUACAAGGCGGCGGACAACGGCCGCCGCGCGUGGAACUUCUCCAUCGUCAAUUCGGGAGCUGGCAUGCUCUCCAUCACCUCGGCAGACACCACUUGGCGACUCCUGCUGCCCCUCGUGGAGACUUUUGAGUACAAAAUGUCCGACCUACAGACAGACCCAACUGAGCAGGAUGUGCUUUCGGCCUGGUCGCUGAGGAGCCUGGCCAGUGGCGUGCGAAAGAAGCACGGAGAAAGCGCUGCUGAUUGGGUGAAAGAGGCUGAAAUCGUCGCGCAAUGGUGGAUGAAAGAACGGCGGCGCCUCUGGAGGCACUCUUGA